Messenger RNA from Scomber scombrus (Atlantic mackerel), 901 nucleotides. It is a transcript of the gene gjb7, whose product is annotated as gap junction protein beta 7. Gene Ontology annotation, cellular component: connexin complex. NCBI's taxonomy places the organism in Eukaryota, Metazoa, Chordata, Actinopteri, Scombriformes, Scombridae. Bases 92 to 901 code for a protein of 269 amino acids. The transcript has a single exon. The record is from RefSeq and is a predicted model, not a curated record. Gene Ontology annotation, biological process: cell communication.
AGAAUGAUGUCAUAAAGGUGUUUUAGCCUGGUGUGAUUAUUUUAAGUUCAUACAACACUCCCGACUUUCCCCUCACAGGUGACAGAGGAAAAUGAACUGGGGCUUCUUGGAGAACAUCCUCAGCGGUGUGAACAAGUAUUCCACUGGCAUCGGGCGGAUCUGGCUCACUGUGGUCUUCCUCUUCAGGAUCUUGGUGUACGUGGCGGCGGCUGAGCAGGUAUGGAAGGACGAGCAGAGGGACUUUAUCUGCAACACCCGGCAGCCUGGAUGUGUGAACGCCUGCUUCGACCACUUCUUCCCCAUCUCCCAGGUGCGCCUCUGGGCUCUGCAGCUCAUCAUGGUGUCCACUCCGUCCCUGCUGGUGGCCCUGCAUGUGGCCUACAGGGAGCACCGCGAAGCCAAGCACAAGUGUAAACUGUAUAAAGACAAAGGCAGCAUUGAUGGAGGCCUCUUCGCCACCUACGUCAUCAGCCUGUUGUUUAAGACGGCUUUUGAGGUGGGCUUCCUGCUGGUUUUCUACUAUGUAUACAACGGCUUUGACGUGCCCAUACUGUACCGCUGCAGCGAGAGUCCCUGUCCCAACACGGUGGACUGCUUCAUCUCCAAAGCCACCGAGAAGAAGAUCUUCCUCUACAUCAUGGGCUGCACCUCUGUCCUGUGCAUCGUUCUCAAUUUGGUGGAGAUGGUUUACAUCAUUUGGAAACAGUUGUGGAAGUGUUUCUCCAAGCGGUACGUCUCCGUGGAGAUGGAGGAGAGGGCCUAUAGCCGCAGCAGCAGCAGCAGGCCACCUGUUUCCAUUGUCAACAAGUUUGCUUCCACUGAACUGACGGCAAACACAGACAUACACAGCACACGUGGUGAAAACCAGCCUGUCCGGUCUCACAGGGCAGGGACGGAGUGA